AAUUAGUGGUCGCUAAAUCUGAAUCUGGGGUCAGAUUUGGGAUUGCGGUCCACCCAGAGGACCCACGGAAAACCUAAUUCUUUUUGCAGUGUCCAUACAAUGCCCACAAAUAGGCGGCGUGUAGGCGCCUUUAGUGCAGGCGCCAUGCGUACAUUUUUGGUAUUUCCCUUCUUGCCUUUACUUACCAUCUCUUUUGUGUGCUAGUUUGAAAAAUUCGAUUAAAUGUGACUUUUGUCAACAUGACAGCACCAGUCAAUUAUAUGGCGUGUUAUGGAAAUAAAACGUACGGUAAGCUUUUAACGAACUGCAAUAAUUUUAUUGAUAUCGCGUAAACGAUACAACCUCAAUAUUUAUUCAACUUUUUCAUUUCUGUCAUUAAAUAUUAGCUAUAUAGAAUUAUAAACCUCUCAAAGAACAUUGUUCUAGUUUUGUAGAACUAAUUGUUAAUAGUGAAUUAUGACAAAGUUCGGCGGCGACAAUCUCAACAGGACCACAAAUAGAGGAGUCGAAGCAAAAGAAGUGGAAAUUGCUAAUAUAACUUUAGAUAGGCAUUCAAACAGCUGCAGUAGCAGCUUGCCUGCAUCAAGGCCCGUUUGCGGCGAUUCCGCCAGCAGCGCCGGCGGCGGCGGCGACGGCGGAUCCCACCCGUUACCCGUGAGCAGCAGCUCCUACGUCCAGGUGGUGGUGCAGCAGCAGCGGGUCUCGGCGCCGGCGCCGGCGGCGGCAGCGGCGCGGCACUCGCCGCGACUGCCGCGCGCCUCUAGCCCUCUGCGGCACUUUUACGUAAUAAACGCGGCGAUGAACACAACUGGUGACGUAGAAGGAUGCGGCGGCGGGUGCGGCGGGUGCGGCGGGUGCGGGGAGGGCGUCGGCGCCCGCGCCCGCGCCCGCGCCCGCGCCGGUGCAGAGAGCGUGCUGCUGCUGCCGGCGUCGCUGGUGCUGCCCGCGCGACCCGCACGCGGUCGAGACUCCCAUGCCGCGAGGGAGUAUUUGGCAGGCGGUGACAGCCCGCGCCGCGCCGUGCCUGAUGCUGGCGGCGCUGCCGGAGACGCACGACAGUAUGAUAAGGAGGCGCAUCAUAUGACGGAGAAACCAGCCACAUGGAGGAUGUUGAGCAAUAUAAGUAACACAAACUUAGACCUCAGCGAAAACGGGCCGGAGCGCGUGGAGGUGUACUACUUCGAGCAGGGCGCGGGCGAGUACCUUCAGACGAGCGAGGCGGGCGGUGCGUCGGCGUGCGAGCGCUGGGCGCAGGGAGCCGCGCGCCGCGCCGCCGCCGCGCUCGUGCCGCUGCCCGCCGCCGCGCGUCUGCUGCUCGCCGCGCCACUCGCGCUCCUCAUCACACUCGAGAGGUGCGCGCUAAUGGUGGUGCGCGACCUGGUAACGGGAGUGGUGCAGACGGCGUCGGACUACGCCCUGAAGCCGGCGUUGGCGCUGGUGUUCAACGCGGUAGUGCGGCCGCCGCUGGUGUUCGCGGCGAACGUGUCGCGAGCGGUGCGCGCGGCCCUGCGCCCGCUCGCCGCCGCCGCCACGGACGCCGUGGAGCCGGCCGCCGCGCUCCUGCGCUCCCUGCGACUCGUCACCGUGCGAUAUGACCGCGCCGGGGGAACACGUCUCCGCCCCGACACUGAUGCAUGAUCUUUUUUUUCAGUGAUAAUAAAUUCAUUCGCGUAAAGCUAGUUUAUAUUACUUUCAUUUCCAUGCUGUUCUUGGGGUUGGGAGCGAAAUAAACUGACCAGCUUACUUCCUUCCCUAAGCAGAUAUAUCCACUCUCCUGGAGCGCUUAUCGACGGAUUGAGUACUUUUUUUAUUUUUGAAAUAGAAAUGGAAGAGUCUAGAAGAAAUGUUUGGGAUUAUGGUUGAAGAUCUGCAUUUGGUGAAUGAGAUUAUUUAACUUUUAGCGAGCAGAGAUGUGUAAAAUCUAUAUCUAUACUAAUAUCAUAAAGAGGAAAGAUUUGUAUGUAAGUAUGUUUGUAACCAAUUGGAUCAAAAAGUACUGGACCGAUUUUAAAAAUUCUUUCCCCAUUUGAAUGCUACGUUUUCACUAUUUAUUUUCAAAAAAAGUUAGGGUUCCGUAUGAAAACUUCUAUAAUGUAACCCAAAGUGUGUAAAAAAUACCAAAAAAAAUUUUAUCGCGGACGAUGCGGAAUUCAUUGACAAUAGAGCAAAGUGAUAUACUAAAGUUUUAUAUCUACCAAAAAGUCCGCGAUACCAUAUGUCUAACUAUUACAGUUAUGUCACAACUAGAUGUCCCCUGCGGUUUCACAUGCAUUAAUUUGAAGAAAAAGGAUUACAGGGAGUCAAACUUAAAAUAUAAACAUAGGCUGUCCUGGACUUUUUUACAGAACUUUUAAAAGGGAAGAAUUCCGUCGAACAUGAUUUUUGUGUAACUAUAACCGUUUACCCAGGGCACGCAACGGAAUCUCACGAAUGGAAUGUUUUUACCCGGUUUUGCAACAUUUUUCACCGAUGCUCUGCUGCUACUGGUCGUAGCCCGGUUAAUAUAUAGCCUACUAUAGCCUUCCUCGAUAAAUGUAAUGUCCAAUACAAAAAUAUUUUUUCAAAUCGGAACAGCAGAGCAUAGUUGCAUUCGUACAACUGGUCCCAAACUACGCAACGAAUUUUUUACUUGGAAUGAUAGGUUUAUAAUUAUUAGGUUUAUAAAGUAUAUAAUACAAUCCUAUGAACAAAAACUAUAUGUAGUUUACACUACAGCUCUACACCGAAGCAAAGCGAGGGCGGGCCAUUAGUACAUUAUAAAAGUAUUGAAAUACAAAAUGUAAAUACGUUUAUAUUUUUUUAAAUCAAAUACAAAAUACGUCUAAUACUUUAUUAUAAUAUAUCUACUAUACCUUUAGUUUUAAACUGUGUUUAUUUCAUUGGAAUUUUUUUUAUCGUAGUAGCCCGAAAACAAUACAAUUCAGGUCAGCGUCUUAUCAUAGUGAGAAAACAAAAAUCGCAUCAAAUUGGUAUAGCUGUUGUCUUAGCUCAUCAAAAAAAUAGGGAUGUCUUAGCUUUAGAUUAAAACAAAAAGAGAAGAUACGACACUCGCGGCUCAAAAGUUAUCCGCUUAAAUUUUGGUGCAUGCUUUUUUGUCAUCUGCUACUCGAUACGGGGCGAGUUAACAAACUACUAGCGAACUCGCUGGGUUGUAAACUUGCCCCGUGACAUCGAGGCUUUUUAGAGCAUCUAAGGUUGAAGCGUACAGUUGUCUCGCUCGAUGGAUUGAACACAUAAUAUAAUGGGCCGCGGGCCCCGAUCUAUUAUCACCCAGUUCGGAGGAAGAUGUUCCCGUUUGGCCUUGCUACAUCUGACGACCGUGGCCGAGUGGUUUGUACGCCGGGUUUCAUGGUGUCGCCGACUCGAGAGGUCUCGGGUUCGAAUCCCGGUGGGGGCAGAUGUUUGUGUGACGAAUACGAGCAUUUGUACUCCAGUUAUGGAUGUUUAAUAUGUAUUUUUAUAUAAAUAUACUUAUAUAUGUAGGUACUGUUUAUGUAUUCUAACCGUUACCCUAGUAUACCAUAACACAAGCCUUACAAUGCUUGCUUUGGGGCUAGGCUAAUAAUAAUUAAUAUUUAUUUAUUUAAUAUAGAAAUGUGCGUGCUUGAGAGUUGUUUAUGUAGUUGAGUCGGAGCAUAUCCGUGGCGGCAUUUGCAGAGGCGCGUACUGAUUUCUUUUAUGCAAUAAUGGGCGAGUAGGGAUGUAACGAUACCAUCUGGGUAUCGAUACUUUUACUCGAUACUGUAUCGGUCAUAAAGUAUCAAUGCUUACUCGGUAUCGAAUGAAAAGUAUCGAUAAUUUUUUACGAACUAUAUUACAAUUACAAAUUAAGUCAGUUUUAAUUUAACGAAAACAAAAUAACGACUCACACCACGCGAUCGAUGACGAAUGACUGAAUGAAUAAAUAUAAAUCAUAUGUAAGGUUGCCAACUGAGCAGAAGAAAAGGUGCGUUCGCGAAUUGAAAACCAACUAGACAUCUUACCAUAGAGUAAAUAAUCUGCUUACGAGUUUUUUUUACUUCUUAGUGACCGAUUGAAUACUGAUAUAAGUAUUUACUUCACGAUACUAUUCGUUACUCAGUUCUAAAGUAUCGAUGCCAAAAGUACUCGGUAUCGAAAAUUCGAUACUUUUU
This is a messenger RNA of Chilo suppressalis (striped riceborer), 4133 nucleotides long. Lineage: Eukaryota; Metazoa; Arthropoda; Insecta; Lepidoptera; Crambidae. The record is from the annotation of a GenBank genome assembly.